Messenger RNA from Suillus paluster, 1369 nucleotides. Its product is annotated as ketopantoate reductase PanE/ApbA-domain-containing protein. Gene Ontology annotation, cellular component: cytoplasm. NCBI's taxonomy places the organism in Eukaryota, Fungi, Basidiomycota, Agaricomycetes, Boletales, Suillaceae. The transcript is spliced from 7 exons. Bases 61 to 1209 code for a protein of 382 amino acids. The record is from RefSeq and is a predicted model, not a curated record. Gene Ontology annotation, molecular function: oxidoreductase activity.
GAUGUCGGCAAAAUUCGACUAUCCUCCUUCAGACCGAGCCUGCAGCCUGAGACUGUAGUCAUGGCGUGUCGUGACCAAUCUUGUCAAAUGCUUACAAAAGAUGUCCUGCUUGUUGGCCUGGGUGCAGUUGGAACAAUCUAUGCGUAUAUCCUCCAAAGCAGCAAGCUUGCGCGAGUCACUGUCGUUGCCCGAAGUAAUUAUGAUGUCGUGAAUGCCAAGGGUAUGCACAUCAGGAGCAAAAAGUAUGGCACUCACGAGAGCUGGAAACCCUACCGUCUGGUAUCGUCGGUGGCAGAAGCCGCUGACAGGUCGUAUUCCUACGUGGUCAUUACAACCAAGGCAAUUCCAGAGGUGGUCGAAACACCUCGUGUCCUAGAACCACUGCUUUCUCGUCCAUAUAGUGAAAUGCACCCCCAGCCUACUUAUGUCAUGCUCCAAAACGGACUCGGAGUGGAGCGAGAUUUGUAUCAUAGCGCCAAGGCACUCAAUCAAGGUCAACCGAAGAUCAUCAGCGCGCUCGUAUGGAUCGCAGCGAAUUUGGUGGAGAAGAACAUGGUCAAUCAUAACCGCUUCGAUCGUCUUACCAUUGGAAUGUACAGACAUGGAGAUCACCUGACGACUACCAAUUCUCCUGAAGAAUAUGCUAUUUUGGCAGACUUUGGAACCAUGCUCGAAGCAGGAGGUUCAGAAGCGAUCAUUGUAACAGAAAUCCAGCGCAAGAAAUUUGCCAAGACAAUGUGGAAUAUUGCAUUCUCCUCCUUCUCGACUCUCACUGGGUCUUCUCCUGCAGCGAUGUUUCGACCUCCGCCUGAAGAAGGCCAAUCAUAUAGUCCUUACGUCGCUUCUCAGACAGCAACAGUUGUUGAGAGAAACACUAUUCCCGUUCUACGUGCGAUUUUACAAGAGAUGAUUACCCUUGGGCGUGCACUGGGCUACGCAGACAAUGAAGAUGGUCUACCUUCUUCCCUCGUCGACAGUACUAUAUUACAGACUGCUGAGAUACACCGCGACCCUGCACAUAUUACUCUCCCGAGCAUGCUCCUCGACGCCCAGAAUGGGCUACCUAUCGAGGUUGAAGUAAUUGUUGGCGAGGUGGUCAGAAUGGCGAAGGAGAUGGGGGUAGACGUACCACGUAUUGACACUCUAUAUGCUUUGUUGGCUGUUGUUCAAAACCAGACUCUUGGUGGGUUUAGACAGUGCAAACUGUAGACGCAGCAGCCCUUCAAUGCCACAAUAUUUUGACCUGAGCUAAGCUGCUUAUUGGUUUUUUGAACCUGCCAAGGAUUUGGUUCUGCAAGACGGUCGAUAAAGCGUACAACAUUGCAAUACACUGCACAGUUACACUGAUGAGUCGGUGAAGAUGGAGAAC